AUGAGUGACUUGAUCCCUAGCCUUGUUCAUAGUGAUGCUUGCACUAUCGUGUCGAGCAUCAAAAGUCUUGGUGCCGAAGGUGACAACACUGAUGAAGGCAAUGGUAGAGCGAGUAAGGAGACUUCUGACGACAGAUGCUCCCUUCUUGGGCUCUUCGGGUCUGCGGACGACAAAGGGCACUUCCACCAUGACGAUAGCUUGGAACUGGUUGAUGAUGGAAACCAAGCCGAGGGUGUCUCUGGGGCUAUCAAGCCCGAUGACACCCCCACAACCACCCAGGCUCCCAAGCUCCUGCACAAAUUGUGUGCCACUCAAGCACGCGCAUAUGCUGAGGUGCGCGUUGGAUUCGGAGACCAAAUAUCUCGCUGGCGUAGAGGUUCUGAACUCAGCUAUGUCAUCUGCGAAGAGAGUUUCCCAACAGAGGAAUCAGCGAUGUUGGUAAAAGCUGCGAUGAGAACAGCCACUUCUAUGUGGAAAGGUAUUGGUGUACGUUUUAGCCAAGUUGGGUGCCACGAUGAAGCUACAUUCGCCGUCGUUUACGAAGACAUAAGCGAAGGUGUUUAUGCUGCCUUUUUCCCAGACGCAUUGCCGAAAAAAUCGCCGGCCAAAUUGUUUGUGUAUGAGCUGGGCCUCUCUAAAGGCGCUUAUCUGGCCAAUAUCUUUGCCCACGAAAUAGGCCAUAUCAUGGGGUUGCGGCAUGAGUUUGCAGAUGAAAAACAUAGAGAGGGAAGAGGAUUCCACUGUGUCCUUUUUGGAAAGAAGAACCCUCUAUCAAUCAUGAACUAUCAGGAAGAUCUGGAAAACCUGCAAGUCACAGCGCAGGAUUGCAGCGAGUUGAAAGCACUUUAUGCAUACGAGGGAGAAAAGUAUAAAGGGCUAUCGAUACGUGAUUACGAUCCGGUUCUACGUCAAAGCAUUUCCCGCGAAGAGACUCGUUGCAGCCAUGCAAUGAGGAAGCCGGGUCGCAAGUUCCCAGGCCGCGGUGCGCUGAGAAAAUUGGACUCAUUUAUCUUUGCAACUUUUCACGACACCAAACAGGCUACCGUUUAA
Trichoderma harzianum CBS 226.95 is the source of this 1050-nucleotide messenger RNA. RefSeq lists its product as hypothetical. NCBI's taxonomy places the organism in Eukaryota, Fungi, Ascomycota, Sordariomycetes, Hypocreales, Hypocreaceae. The record is from RefSeq and is a predicted model, not a curated record. The transcript has 2 exons. The coding region runs from base 1 to 1050 and encodes 349 amino acids. Gene Ontology annotation, molecular function: metallopeptidase activity.